CUAUCGCCUCCUCUCUUCGUUAAGUUCCGCCGCCACUUCGGUAACUUCCGCCGGUUCGGUCGGAAAUGGCCGAAGACGUGCGAGACCCAGCGGUUUAAGGGGAGAAGACCGGCCGGCUUCUCGGAAUAAACCAACUGUGUCCGGCCCGUGGGGGGGGAGCAGGGGAGGGCGGACGAAGCGGGAAGACGAGGCAGCGGCUAUGGCUCCCCCCCCAGCCACUCGCGGCUCUGCCGGGAGGGCGAAGUGAGGGCGCCGAGAGGCUCCAGACAGAUGAGUAGAGAGCUGGCUGCAGAAGAGGGACAGAUUCCAGUCUGCCAGCUGCUCACCGUGUACAGAGGGAAACCCUUGAGAUCAGCACUGGGAGAAAGAAGAGAGGUGGAGAAGGAGUUGAUGUGAGAUGUGGGACAGGUCUGAGCCAAGGAGCUGAGGGACAACAGGAAUGGCAGAGCUUCACCCUCCCAGCAGCGAUGAGAGAGACUGACAGUGCUACGAGUCCCUCCUGGCUCCGUCUGCACGACGGCUGCUGCCUCUGCAUAUUCAUCGGAUGGUAAUGCAGGAUGUCGGCAGCAGUGGUAGAGUUUGGCUCAGUCCCACUGCGUUUUUCUUCUGCCGGUUGCGACUCUGAAUCACCAUGACAACGCUGUGACACUUCCAGCAAAGGUUGCCCACGGACCAAGGGUGGGCUGGGGGUGGGCGAGAAGGUCAAUGAUCGAGUCUGACGGGAUCAGAAGUUGCGCCUGCAGCAAAACGACUGUGGAAGAGCCGCCGGCACGGCAAGAAGAUGAAAUUCCCCUUCCACUGGCUUCUUGUUGAGCAGGCACAAUAACAUUUCCCUGCGAGAGACUCGCUGUAAAAACUCUUUUGGUUAUGGCUACUGAUCCAACGUGAUUGCGCGCGCGGCGACUUUGGAACUCAUGACUGGCUAUACGAUGUUGCGCAAUGGGGGAGUGGGGAACGGAGGCCAGCCGUGGGUGUUGAGGUGGUCCAGUCGGAUCCGGCUCACCUGGCUUAGCUUCACCCUCUUCGUCAUCCUCGUUUUCUUCCCCCUCAUUGCCCACUACUACCUGACCACCAUCGACGACGCGGACGAUGCCGGCAAGCGCAUCUUCGGCCCCCGCACCGGCAACGAGCUGUGCGAGGUGAAGCACGUGCAGGACCUGUGCCGCAUCCGCGAGUCGGUCAGCGAGGAGCUGCUCCAGCUCGAGGCCAAGCGGCAGGAGCUCAACAGCGAGAUCGCCAAGCUCAACUUGAAGAUCGAGGCUUGCAAGAAGAGCAUUGAAAAUGCCAAGCAGGACCUGCUGCAGCUGAAGAACGUCAUCAGUCAGACUGAGCAUUCCUACAAAGAGCUGAUGGCUCAGAACCAGCCCAAGCUCUCCUUGCCCAUCCGGCUGCUGCCAGACAAGGACGACGCGACCUUCCCCCUGCCAAAAUCCAACAGGAACUGCAGGCUGCACAACUGCUUUGACUACUCACGCUGCCCGCUGACGUCUGGCUUUCCAGUCUAUGUCUACAACAGUGAUGAUUUCCCUUUUGGUAGUUCCUUAGACCCUUUAAUUAAACAGGCCUUUGAGGCGACUGUCAGAACUAAUGUUUAUGUUACUGAAAAUGCAAAUAUUGCUUGCGUGUAUAUAAUUUUAGUGGGGGAAAUGCAAGAGCCCGUCAUGCCAAAACCUACUGAACUAGAGCAACAGUUGCACUCUUUGCCAUAUUGGAGGACUGAUGGACACAACCAUCUCAUCAUCAAUCUGUCGAGGAAGUCGGAAACUCAGAACUUCAUUUACAACAUCAGCACGGGGCGCGCCAUGAUCGCCCAGUCCACCUUUUACGACGCCCAGUAUCGGCCGGGGUUUGACAUCGUGGUGUCACCUCUGGUCCACGCCAUGUCCGAGCCCAACUUCCUGGAGAUCCCGCCCCAGGUGCCGGUCAAGCGUAAGUACCUGUUCAGUUUCCAGGGGGAGAAGAUCGAGUCCCUGCGCUCCAGCUUGCAGGAGGUUCGCUCUUUCGAAGAGGAGAUCGAAGGCAACGCCCCGGCCGACUACGACGACCGGAUCAUCACCACCUUGAAGGCCGUUCAGGACAGCAAGCUGGACUUUGUUCUGGUGGAGUUCACAUGUAAGAACCAGCCUAAGGCGAGUCUGCCCACUGAGUGGGCUCUGUGUGGAGAAAGGGACGACAGACUAGAGCUACUGAAGCUUUCUACUUUUGCACUGAUCAUCACCCCCGGGGACACCCAUUUAGUGAUCUCCGCCGGGUGUACCAUGAGACUGUUUGAGGCUCUGGAAGUUGGGGCCAUCCCGGUGGUUCUCGGAGAGCAAGUUCAGCUACCCUACAACGAUGUGAUCCGGUGGAACGAGGCAGCCUUAAUUAUACCAAAGCCACGUAUCACAGAAGUGCACUUUCUUCUGAGAAGCAUUUCUGACAAUGAUCUCCUUGCCAUGAGGAGGCAGGGCCGCUUCUUGUGGGAGACCUACUUCUCCACCUCCGACAACGUCUUCAGCACAGUCUUAGCUAUCAUAAGGACUCGAAUCCAAAUCCCGGCUGCUCCUAUCCGAGAAGAACCCGCCGUGGAGAUCCCCCACCGGUCUGGCAAAGCUGCUGGUACAGACCCCAAUAUGGCAGACAAUGGUGACCUGGACUUGGGGCCCGUGGAAACCGAGCCGCCCUACGCCUCUCCCAAAUAUCUCCGCAAUUUCACCCUCACCGCCAUGGAUAUCUACAGGAAUUGGAAUUCUGCCCCGGGGCCUUUCCACCUCUUCCCCUACACUCCCUUUGACCCCGUUUUACCAUCAGAAGCAAAAUUUUUGGGGUCUGGGACUGGAUUUCGACCAAUUGGUGGAGGAGCAGGUGGCUCUGGGAAGGAGUUCCAGGCUGCUUUGGGUGGCAACGUCCCGCGGGAGCAGUUCACGGUGGUGAUGUUGACUUACGAGCGGGAGGAAGUGUUGAUGAACUCCCUAGAAAGGCUCAAUGGGCUCCCCUACUUAAACAAAGUUGUGGUGGUGUGGAACUCUCCCAAGCUUCCCUCCGAGGAUCUCUUGUGGCCGGACAUUGGCGUCCCCAUCAUGGUGGUGCGCACGGAGAAGAACAGCCUCAACAACCGCUUCCUGCCCUGGGACGAGAUCGAGACCGAGGCCAUCCUGUCCAUCGACGACGACGCCCACCUGCGCCACGACGAGAUCAUGUUCGGCUUCAGGGUGUGGAGAGAGGCCAGGGAUCGCAUCGUGGGCUUCCCGGGGCGCUACCACGCCUGGGACAUCCCCCACCAGUCCUGGCUCUACAACUCCAACUACUCCUGCGAGCUCUCCAUGGUGCUCACUGGUGCUGCCUUCUUCCACAAGUACUAUGCCUACCUGUACUCCUACGUGAUGCCCCAGGCCAUCCGGGACAUGGUGGAUGAGUACAUCAACUGCGAGGACAUCGCCAUGAACUUCCUGGUGUCCCACCUGACCAGGAAACCUCCCAUCAAGGUGACCUCCCGCUGGACCUUCCGCUGCCCCGGCUGCCCCCAGGCGCUUUCCCACGACGAUUCCCACUUCCACGAGCGGCACAAGUGCAUCAACUUCUUUGUGAAGGUGUACGGGUACAUGCCCCUGCUCUACACCCAGUUCCGCGUCGACUCGGUCCUCUUCAAGACCCGCCUGCCCCACGACAAGACCAAAUGCUUCAAGUUCAUCUAGAGCUGGGCGAGCUGGACGCUGCCAGCUCCCAGAGAGGUGGCACGGGGCUGCUUUGGUGGGCUGGGAGUGCACAAGGCUGUGGCAAACGGGCCAGCCUGGACUGGGACAGGCUCUUCCCACAGUGACUCACCCGGACAGGGAGUGGGACCCCAUGGCUGCUGUGAGGACACACCCACGGAUCGUACACUGAGGAAUGGCUCGCUGGCCACUGGCUCUGCCCCUUUGCUAGCCAAGGGCAGCCGUUCUUUUUAAUUAUAAUUAUUGUUAUUUAAAAUGAAAGUGUUUUAGAUUUGCCACAUAAGGCGCUUUUUUGUUUUCUUUUCUUUUCCCUCCCCUCUCCCCACCCCAUUUCCCCCUCUGGACCCUUCAGCCUAUCCCAGGAGACUGUAGCAAGGCCAGGUUGAGGUGUUUGGGUGCAGCGUCCUGUUACCACUGCUGUCCCCAUCCUUCCUCCCAUGGCACAGCCCUUCCCACCCACCAGAUCCUGGCUUCUCUUGCCCUGUGGCUACUACUGAGGCCUCUCAGUGUCACCUGGUGAGGAGCCCUUUGCUCUGCUCCCCACCCUGAGCCCCUGGAGAGGGGUGAGGUUGGCCUGGAUGGUCCUUCCUGGCUCCAGCUCUGCCCCUGGGCUGUUCCCGAGCCGCAGCCUGGGGGGUUCAGUUGCUGCUGUCUCAGAGUCUUUUCCACCUCGUCCUGCUGAUCCUCUAAAGACAGGGAGUGUGUUUGGGGCUUAGGGAACAUCCACCUGCAGCACAGCCAGGGCUGGGGGUGCUCCAGGCUCCUGAAGGCUCUGAAGGCUCUGACCCUUCUCUGUGCUCAGCCUGGGUGUGCCAGAGCUGCGAUUCCCACUCUGCCUCGUCCCCCUCCCAGAGUGCUCCAUGGCCCUGUCGGGUUUGCUGUGGGCCUCAGCACAGCUGCCUUAACCCCAGCCCAUCCUCACAGCCUGGCUUUGGGCUGUGUCCGAGGUUUAAUCCCAACAGGAGCUUCCCAGGGUGUGAUGCUGCUGGGAUCACUUUCACAGUGUGGGUUUGGAGCUGGUUCCUCUCCCCCAGAGCAAAAUGCUGUCACACUGUGACCACCCGGGCUCAGCUGCUGCUCCAUCCUGCCUCAGGCCCAGCUGGACAAGAGGGGAGCACAGGAGGGAAGGGCAGAGCUUGGCCCUCAUGUGAUGUUCUCCCUGAGCACAUCCCAGGUGUUUGUGAGCAGCCUGGAGAAGCUCUUGCUGGGUAGGUGGCAAAGUGGCACUUGUGUGGUCACCUCGAUGUCCCUGGUUUUCCUGGAUGUCACCCCUGGUGUGUGGGAGCAGGGAUGGUCCAGCAGCAGCUCCUGGGCUCAUUCCUGAGGUCAGCCCUGCCUGUGCUCCUCUUGCACCACGUUUUGGGGCCCUCCAAACUCCUCUCCCUAGGUUUUCCUAUCAGCACUGACACUUCCUCUGUGGGGAGGGAAGGAGCAGCCUGUUCCUAGCAGAGCCCAUGGCUCGUGCCUUCACCAGCACCACUGACCACAGCAAAACACGGAUCAAGGAAUCUUUUCCUAUUUUUUCCCCCUCCUUUCCAUUCCCUUUUUGUUUUAACAUCAGAUGCCCAAAAAUGCAGCACGUGAAGUCUCAGUCUGCUUAAAAAUGCCAUGGGAGACCCCUGCAAGGCCCUGGAACACCUGGAAGGGUUCUCUGCCCCUGCCCGGGGUGGAAAUGUGGCACUUGUCUGGAGCUGUGUCAGCUCCAGCAUUCCUGAGGGGCCUGAGCUCCUCUUCCAGGGCUUUAAUUCCCCCCUCAUUAGUGGGGUUCGUUAGCAGCGAUGCCGUGGCUCAGGUACAGCCCAGGCCCGGGGUCAGCUCUGCCUUCCCAGCCCUCCUGGAGCACGGAGUGAUGUGGGCACAGACUGCACUUCAUCCAACACAGGCACUGCUCAGCAGCCUCCAGCCUUUCCAAAAUCCGAAGGGAAGGGUUAUUCCAGUGAGAGCCUGGGGGAGCAUGGAUGGGAUGGGAAGAGUUGGCAUUCCCAGGGUGUCCUGGGACUCGGGAUGCUCAGGGUGUCGGAGCCCCAGGCAGGGAAUUCUGCUCUCCCUUGCUGAGGUUUGAUUUGAGGCCAGUUGAGAUCAGGAAUCAGCAGAACAAAUCCAGCUGUUCUUCCUCACUCUCUUUGGCCUUUUCCCAAGCUGUUUUUUUUUUUUUGCUGGGAGGGUCCCCCUGUCCACUGUGCUGGAGCAGGGACAGGAUGUGCAGUGGGAUCUCUCUGUGUGACAUGGGAUGAAUUCCUCCCUGCUGAGUGCCCCUAAAGGGGAAGGAUUUGGGGGUGAAGGGGUAAAGAGGCUGCUCCUGGGAGAUACCUGGGCAGCAGCAGCGUUGGGAGGGAUGGGAUUAUGUGGGGAAAUGAAAUGCCAGCAGGAACAUCUUCCCCACCCACAGGGCUGGUGCUGCCCCUCCCAGUCCUACUGCUGCAGCUCUUUCCCAAAUCAUCCCAACCACCAUGGAACCCCCUGGAGUACAGGAGUGGCAUUCACAGCUCAGCUUUCUGCUCCUGAGACAUGCCAGCACCUGAGCUGUCUUGAGGCCCCUCCACCAGGGAGGAGAGGGAGCUUUUCCAGAGAGUGCUCCCUCCCGUGCCACCAUCCCAAACAUCCUUCCUUGCUCCCACCCAUCGUUCUCCCGGGAUCUUCAGGGCAUCCCAGGGUCACUCCAAAGCUCAGGUUUGGUUGUAUGAUCCAUCCCAGCUCCUGGGGCACGUGGCCUCCACCAUCCCAGCCCUGAGGAGACGGGAAGGGCUCUUGGCAGCUGCACCUUUUCCCUCUUCCAGAGUUUCUGCUGCUUGCCCCAGGCACGGAGCGAGGCCUUUCCCGCUGUAAAUAGCAACGACUGAGGUGACACGGCCCCGGCCCCGCCCGUGUCACACGGCCCUUGCCCUCCCCUUGUGCCCACGGUGCUGUGAGCACCAGGAUUUCAAAUCCAACAGGAACUGAGAGACAAGGAACACUCCUUCAACACGAGCACAAUGUUGAGUUUUUUGUAAAAGGUUCCAAUAAAUGGAGAGUUUAACUUGG
Serinus canaria (Common canary) is the source of this 6713-nucleotide messenger RNA. It is a transcript of the gene EXTL3, whose product is annotated as exostosin like glycosyltransferase 3. Gene Ontology annotation, cellular component: membrane. NCBI's taxonomy places the organism in Eukaryota, Metazoa, Chordata, Aves, Passeriformes, Fringillidae. Bases 915 to 3674 code for a protein of 919 amino acids. Gene Ontology annotation, molecular function: glycosyltransferase activity. The transcript is spliced from 8 exons. The record is from RefSeq and is a predicted model, not a curated record.